This is a messenger RNA of Maudiozyma saulgeensis, 3693 nucleotides long. The record is from the annotation of a GenBank genome assembly. NCBI's taxonomy places the organism in Eukaryota, Fungi, Ascomycota, Saccharomycetes, Saccharomycetales, Saccharomycetaceae.
AUGGGACGUUUACUGGGGCUCGAAUUGCACAAUUUUAAAUCCUACAAAGGUACCACGAAAAUCGGAUUUGGAGAUUCAAAUUUUACAAGUAUUAUUGGACCUAAUGGUUCAGGUAAAAGUAAUAUGAUGGAUGCAAUCUCUUUCGUCCUGGGGGUCCGUAGUAGCCAUCUGCGGUCACAUCAAUUGAAGGAUCUGGUAUAUAGAGGUCCCUUACAAGAAAAUUCAAUGGAGAUGGAUGAUGAUAAUAAUGAAAGUGAAAAUGAAAAUGAGAAUGAGAAUGAGAAUGCUUAUGUUUGUGCAUUUUAUAAAAAAAAUGAUAAUGUAAUUAAAUUACAAAGAAAUAUUUCAAUACAUGGAGAUAGUGAUUAUAAGAUUAAUGAUAAAAUUGUCUCUUAUAAAGAAUAUGCAAAAUGGUUAGAAAAUGAAAAUAUUCUUGUUAAAGCAAAAAAUUUUUUAGUAUUUCAAGGUGAUGUUGAACAAGUUGCAUCACAAUCUCCGAUGGAUUUAUCCAAAUUAAUCGAAGAGGUUUCUGGCUCAAAUCAAUAUAAAUUUGAAUAUGAAAAAUUACAAGAUGAAGUUAUAAUGUUAGGUAAAGCAACCGCAGAUGCUAAUAAAAAUAGUAAAAGAGCAGAAAACGAAUUAAAGACUUUAGAACAAGGAAUUAAUCAAGAUAAUGAAUAUAAAAAUAAUAUUAAACAAAAGAAAACUUUGCAAAAACAUUAUGCAUUAUGGCAAUUAUAUCAUUUAGAAAAGACUCGUCAAUCAUUUACUAGUACAAUUAAACAAUCAAAUGAAAAAAUUAAUCAAUUGAAAAAAAAAUUAAUUGAUGAAGAACGUAAUUUAAUAAGAGCUCAAAAAUUAGUAUCUCGUGAUGCAACAAGUAUUACAAAGAAUAAAAACACAUUGGAAUAUAUACAAAGAGAUCAUGAAAAAUUAAUUUCUGAUUUAAAAUUAGUUCAUUUACCACAACAAACUACUAAGAGACGUAUAGAUUCAAUUGAACAAAGAAUUACUACUUUUGAAAAAGAUAUAGAGAGACAAAAAUCCUAUAUUGAAAGAUUUGAAAAACAAUUAAAAGUUAUUAAUAAAGCAAAAAAGAAUUUUGAAGAGGAAAUUAUAGAAAUUAAUAAGAAUCAAAUAGAUUAUCAAUUAUCUAAGGAAGAAUUAGUAGAGUAUGAACAAUUGAAAGGUAAAUAUUUAGCAACAGGUGGUGCUCCAAUUGAAGAAUCAUUAGCUUUAUUAGAAAACGAUAAAGAAGAAGUUACAAUUGAAUUAAAUAGAUUUGAAAAAAUAUUAAAUGCAACACAUGAAAAAAUUAAUAAUGAAAUUCAAAUUAAUUUAGAAGAUAAAAAAUUAGAAUUAGAAAAAUUAACAUCUUCAUUAAAUGAUAAAAAUGCUCAACAUACAGGAAAAGUUAAUGAAUUAAAGGAUUUACAAUCGCAAAUAGAAUCUAAUAGUAAUAAAGAAUACGAUCUCAAUUAUAAACUAAGGGAAACUUUGGUUAGAAUUGAUGAUUUAAGUGCAAAUCAAAGAGAAUCAUUAAAGGAGAAAAAGACUCGUGAGAAUGUCACAGCUUUGAAAAGAUUCUUCCCCGGCGUAAGAGGUCUUGUUCAUGAUUUAUGUCAUCCAAAGAAGGAUAAAUAUGCUUUGGCUGUCUCUACUGUUCUUGGUAGAAAUUUUGAUUCCAUCAUUGUGGAUUCUAGUGCUACCGCUCAAGAAUGUAUUUCAUAUCUAAAGAAACAAAGGACAGGUGCUGCAUCUUUUAUCCCAUUGGAUACAAUUGAAUCUGAAGUCGCAUCAUUACCUGUAUCUGGUGGAGCUAAUGGUUAUUUAUUAGCCAUCAAUGCUAUGGAAUACGAACCACAAUAUGAAAGAGCUAUUCAAUAUGUUUGUUCAAACACUAUUAUUUGUGAUACUUUAAACAUUGCUAAAAAAUUGAAAUGGGAACAAGGAAUUAAUUCAAAAUUAGUUACACUCGAUGGUUCAUAUAUUCAUAGAGCUGGGUUAAUGACAGGUGGUACUUUAAAGAAUCAAAAUAAUAGAUGGGAUAAAGAAGAAUAUCAAAGUUUAAUGGUUUUGAAAGAUAAAUUAUUAAUGGAAAUUGAAGAUUUGACUGCUUCUACUUUAUCUGCAUCUUUGAAAGCAAGAGACCUCGAGAGUGUAAUCUCCAUGUUGAAUUCUGAGAUUGCUAACAUUCGUAUCAAUUUAACACAAACAACUAGAGCCAUUGAUGAUAUAAAAAUUGAAUUAACAAAUCAAAAUGAAUUAAUAGAAAAAGAAUAUUUACCAAAGAUUUCUUCGUUAAAGGAAAAAAUUAAAGAAUUAGAUAAUUUAAUAGAUUUGAAAAAUCAAGAGAAAGAAACUUUACAAGAUAUGAUAUAUAAAACAUUAACUGAAAGAGUUGGUUUCACUGUAAAAGAUUAUGAGAGUCAUUCUGGAGAAUUAAUGAGAAAACAAAACAAAGAAUUAAAACAAUUACAAAAAGAAAUUUUAACAGUUGAAAAUAAAUUAGAAUUCGAAGUAGAAAGAUUAGCCACUACGGAGAAGAGAUUUGAAAAAGCACAAACUGAUUUACAAAAAACCAAGGCAGAAUUGAAAUCGCUUCAAGAUGAAGAAUCACAUGCACAUUCAAAGAUCUCUAAGAAUGAAACAAAGAUACAAGAACAAAAUGAAGAAAUCACUAAAUUACAAGAAUCUUUAAUUGCUAAACAACGUGAAUUGGCGGUUACAGAAGGUCGUGUUACUGAUUUAGAGUCACAAAUUGAAACACAAAGUCGUCAAAUUGAUGAAAUUAAUGGUGAUGGUGAAAAGAUAGAAUUAGAGAGAGUUGGUAUAUUACAAAAUUGUAAAAUAGCAGGUAUUCAAAUUCCUGUUCUUUCAAGUACAGAUUUAGCAGAUCUUCCAAUUGCACAAAUUGAUGAUAAAACUUUAGAUAUAUCAAAAAAAAUUGAUAUAGAUUAUGAUGAUUUACCUAAAAAAUAUAAAGAAAACAAAGGUCAAUCAAUUCGUACAGAAUUUAUUUCAAAGAUUAAAAAUGCUGAUGAAAAAUUAAGUGUUUUACAACCAAAUGCUAGAGCCUCUGAGAGACAUAAUGAUGCAAUGGAAAGAUUUAAAGAGAUCAAUGAAGAGAGAACUAAUUUAAAAGAAAAGGAGAAUCAUGCAAUGAAACGUUUCCGUGAAGUUAAAACCGCUAGAAAGAAUCUUUUUGAAAAGGCCUUUGAUCAUGUUAGUGAACACCUUUCAGUUAUCUACAGAGAAUUAACUAGAAAUCCAAAUUCAUCUAUGGAAUUAAGUGGUGGUAAUGCAUCUUUAACUUUGGAAAAUGAGGAUGAGCCAUUUAAUGGUGGUAUUAGAUAUCAUGCUACUCCACCUUUAAAAAGAUUUAAAGAUAUGGAAUAUUUAUCAGGUGGUGAAAAGACUGUUGCUGCAUUAGCCCUUUUAUUUGCCAUUAAUUCAUAUCAUCCAAGUCCAUUCUUUGUAUUAGAUGAAGUUGAUGCUGCAUUAGAUAUUACUAAUGUAGAGAGAAUUGCCAUGUAUAUUAGAAGACAUGGUAACCCAGAUUUACAAUUUAUUGUCAUAUCUUUAAAGAGUUCAAUGUUUGAAAAAUCUGAUGCAUUGGUUGGUGUCUUUAGACAACCUAAUGAAAAUACAUCAAAAGCUGUUACAUUAGAUUUACGAAAUUACGCAGAUUAG